AUGUUAAAAUUUUAAGUAAAUAUAAAAGGUUAGGUUUUUGAUUUUGAGAUAUCUAAAAGUGCAACAAUAGCAGAACUGAAAGCUCUAAUUGGAUAGAAAUAAUAAGUAAUUUUUCAAUUCAAGUAGAUUUCAGCUCCCUUUGAUCUCUAUAUAUUUAAUCAACUUUUAAUAGAAGAUGGAACUGUUAAUAAGAUUAUAUAUAAUUGUAAAACAGAUUAUCUAGAUUUAAAAUUUAAAGAGAAGGUAGAAUUAAAAAAGUUCCAACAGUUUUAUAAUUAAGCUAAACCUCUUGUUUUGUGGAAGACAAUUAUGUCAACUAUAAAGUUUAUAGAUAAUUUUGAAGAACAAACAAAGUUAAAGACAUAAGACUUAAGUAAAGUGAAAAAUGUUCUUUCUUUCUUUUAAAAAGCACCUAAAUUGAUUAAAUAGAAGACUUCAAAUUUAAUUACUAUUUUUUCAGAUCGAGUUAAAGGAUAAACAAUGUUGAGUCAAAUUAGAAUGUAAGAAGAUGAUUAAGCUCGAAAUUUAAAUAAUGAUACUGUUUUAAAUAUUCUAAAUAAUAUGGAAAAUAAAGAUGAGAGAGUAAAUCAUCAUAAAGCUUUAAUCAAAUCUAAUAAAAAGAAAUAUAAAACUCCUAAAUUAAGUCCAUAAUAAGAAUAAUAUUUGAUAAGAAAAAAGAAAGCAAUUUCUUUAAUACAAGAUCCUGAUUAAAAUGAAAAAGCUAAGAUACUUAUAUAAGAGAUGAAAAAAUAAAAAGAACAAAUGAAAAUAAAGAAAUAAGAAUAAUUAGAUAAUAGUGCAGAAAAAAUUGAAUAGAGUUUAGAACAUUAUAAAUAAGAAAGAGAAAUUUUAAUGCAAUAAAUUACUUAAGAUAAGAGAAAUAGAAUUAUUGAAAGACUGAAUGAAAAUUAAAAGAAUCAUGAAUUACAAAAAUAAUUUAAUAAAUAAUCUUAAUAACUUAUAAAUGAGUUAAAAAAUAGAAUGAAAAAACAAUAGGAUUCUCUCAAAAAUAAGGAUGAACAAUUAAAAUCAAUUUAUUAUGAAGAAGCAAAAGUAAUUAAGAUUCUAUUAAAACUAGUUAAAACUUUAAGAAAAAAAGAAAUAAGCUUAACCAAUAAGAUUAUAAGAAUUAAAUUAGCAUGAAGAAAAUUAUUUAGAGAAUAGGGAAAUGCUUAAAUUGUAAAGAGAUUAAAAAAAAUUGGAAUGGGAAAUAAAAAUUAAAUCAGAAACUAAAUCAUUAUAUAAAGAUCAAAAAGUUUUACAAGAAGUUAUGAAAAUUGAUUAAUAAGUGAAGAAUAAAGAUAUAUUAGAGUAAAAAAAGAAAUAGGAAUUUAAAGUUAGAAAAUAAAAAUAUUCUGAAAUAAUUUAAGAAUUUCAUAGACCAAGUAAUUUUAAUAAAAUGGAUGUUUAAGAAUCAAUUGAUGAUUAUUCAAUUAAUUAAUCUAGAGAUUCUAGAAUAAAAUAAGUAGUAAGAUAUUAAAAUAAAUCAUAAUUUGUUGAAUAAUUUGUAAAUUAAGGAAUCUAAAAAAAUAGUAAUUUUUAAUUAAAUCUUUUAGUUAAGAAAAUUUAAUCAGCAUUAAGUUAAUAACAUAUAACAUAAAAAACUAAAAUUACAGAAAGCCUUCAAUAAGGUAAAAUGCCUGAUGCAAAUACAUAUUUUCAUUUAAGGGUACAUACUCCAUUGAAAUCAAUAAUUCAAGAGAGUUCAGGAAUAAAGAAACAGCCAGAUUAUUUGAGGGAAUUUGAAAGAGAAAGAAAAUCUUUGCAUUAAAGUGCUUUACCAUCUCUUUCAGGAUUAAACAAGUAAUUUUGAUCACUAUGAUAAAAGGAAAUUAAAUCCUUAAUAAGAAAUACAUCUACUCUAAAGAUUAGAGCAAGAAGCAAAAAAGAAGGAAUAAUUAGCUCAAAUCAGUUAAAAUGAUGAUCUUUAAGUAGAAGCAACAGAUUUAUAUUUGAAAAGUGUUUAAGCAAAAUUGUAAUUUUUGGAUAAGAAAUUAUCAAAUUUUUGA
Molecule: messenger RNA, 2009 nt
Organism: Paramecium sonneborni
Lineage: Eukaryota; Ciliophora; Oligohymenophorea; Peniculida; Parameciidae
Source: the annotation of a GenBank genome assembly